UUUUAAUCAGUAGUACGAAAUAAAAUGUGAUGGCAGUACUACUUACGUACCGUAGUUCGUUGUGACUUGAUAAACACUUAAUAUGUUUAUUUGAUUAAUUUUUUUUUAUUUUGUGAGUGUUAUUUAUUAUUGUAUAUACGUUUUUUUUUAUACAAUACAAUAAGCAAAUUGGACAAAUAAAUUUAAGAUUACAUCGGUUCUUUAACAGACUCGGAAUACGAUACGGCCCAUGCACAAUGAUGGGUAACUUCAGAUCGAAAACUUGCAUUGUUCUAUUAGUAGUCGUGGUAUUGAUUGCUGCGAUUUCAGUCCUAUUCGUAUAUACACGAAAUGGAUCCGACGGUGAAAAACCAGACCCGGAACAUGAGUUGCCACCAUCGUUUAUGCCAAUGGGAUCUUACAGCAACGUUGGCGUCGUGUCCAACGGCGGACCAUGCGCACAGAUCGGAGUGGAUGUGAUGGCCAAAGGAGGAAAUGCCGUAGAUGCCGCUAUAGCAACAAUGUUAUGUGACGGUGUUCUAUGUCCUGAGUACAUGGGUAUUGGUGGAGGAUUUUUAAUGAGCAUUUACGACGGAAAAACCAAAAAAGUUACGACAAUCAAUGCACGGGAAAGUGCACCGGCUGCAGCAACUGCUGAAAUGUUUGUUAAAUAUCCAGAAAAGUCAAUACUUGGUGGCUUGGCGAUCGCUGUUCCUGGGGAACUCAAAGGCUAUUCGACGAUUUUUAAGUCAUACGGUAGUGGUAAAGUUUCAUGGAAAUCUUUAUUUGAGCCAACUAUUGAGUUAUGCGAAAAUGGAAUACAGAUCAGCGACCGUCUAGAGAUAAACAUGAAAAAUCACGAAGAAUUAAUAAAAAAUGAUCCAUUUCUUAGACGAGCAUUUUUCGAUGAAAAAACUGGACAUGUAAAAAAAUCUGGAGAACAUUACACGUUACCAAAGUUAGCAGAGACAUUGAAAAUCGUAUCAGUUGAAGGUGCCGAAGCUAUAUAUAAUGGGUCAUUAACAAAACAAUUAGUGGAAGAUAUAAAAAAAGUCAACGGUAUCAUAACCGAAAAAGACCUGGCCAAUUAUGAGGUAGAAGUUAAAGAAUCUAUGCCCGUACAUUUAAAAAGUGGACAUACAAUACAUUUGGGGCCACCACCUAGUUCUGGUGUAAUAUUAGCCUAUAUACUUCGAAUAUUGGACGGAAUAUUACCAGCACCAAAUCCUGGAUUAGAUGCACAUCGAUUUGUAGAGGCUUUCAAAUUUGGAUUUGGCGAGAGAACACAUUUAGGUGAUCAUAAUUUCGUAAACGUAACCAAUAUUUAUGAUAAAAUAACAAAUGACAGCUAUAUUGAUAGUAUUCGAAAUAAAAUAUCCGAUACAUUCACUUCGUUGGACCCCAAGUACUAUGGUGCUGACUAUGAUUCGUCAGAAAAUCACGGAACUGCUAAUAUUGUUGUAACCGAUUCGAAUGGAAACACUGUCGUAGGAACCAGCACUUUAAAUAUAUACUUUGGUUCUGGUUUUGUGUCUCCGAGCACUGGUAUUAAUUUAAACAACGAAAUGGACGAUUUUUCUACUCCCGGAGUUAUUAACUAUUACGGUAUUCCAUCCUCGCCUGCCAAUUUCAUUGCACCGGGCAAACGACCAAUGUCAUCGAUGUGCCCUACAAUAAUCACCAAUAAAGAUGGAGAUUUUGUUCUCGGAGCUGGAGCAGCAGGUGGAUCAAAAAUCACGCUUGCCACGUCCUAUGUGACAGCCCUAAAACUAUGGUACAAUAUGACAUUGAAAGAAGUCAUAGACAAACCUAGAAUUUACCACCAACUUAUGCCUAUGGUUGUUCAAUAUGAAUACGGAACGACAAAGUCCGUCGUACAAACACUUAAAGAUAUUGGGCAUCCAGUAAGUAGAUUGAAGAAUACAAUAGGUUCAGCAGCAACAGCAAUUGCAAAGUCCUCUUCAGGAAUGAUCGAAACAAUGCCAGAUUGGAGGCGACCAGGAAAUUCGUCCGGAUACUAACACGAUAUUAUUAUGUCGAUAAGAUUAUGUUUAGUAAAUUGUUCUUGUAAAACGUACCUUGUAAGUUCCUAAAAAGAUUAUAUUCACGACUAUUGAUAGUACACCUUAAAUUGUGUGUAGUCAACAUUAUGUAUUAUUGUGUAAUUAUUACUACCUAUUAUAACUUUAUUUAUCCUUUA
Molecule: messenger RNA, 2179 nt
Organism: Aphis gossypii (cotton aphid)
Lineage: Eukaryota; Metazoa; Arthropoda; Insecta; Hemiptera; Aphididae
Product: scoloptoxin SSD14-like
Exons: 11
Coding region: 237-2000 (587 amino acids)
Biological process (GO): glutathione catabolic process
Cellular component (GO): plasma membrane
Molecular function (GO): glutathione gamma-glutamate hydrolase
Source: RefSeq, a predicted model, not a curated record